ACACGUCGAGCAAGACUGCCAAAAAAGAGAAAACAGUGUAUGACUACCUUAAUUGAGUGGCAAACUUUUAACCUAACUUUUUGAUUUUGAAAUCAUUUUGAUUUGGUAAUAUGGCUAGAAUUCUUAAAUUUUCCUGACUAUACUUUGGUCUUCCUGAUAAUGAAAAGCGUUGACUUCAGGAAGAAUGUCAUUUUCACAUGUUCAGCGAGUCAGAGUCUUGUAUAAAACCAUUCUGAAGUUACACAGGGGCCUUCCAAUGGAACUUCAAGUGGUUGGAACCAAUUAUGUUAGAGAUGAAUUCAGAAAGCACAAAAAUUGCAACGAGCAUGAAACUGUGAUAUUUAUGAAUGAGUGGACGAACUAUGCAAUCUCUCUAGCUGAACAACUGGGACUAAGAGGACCAAAGACUGCUAAAGACAAGCUAGGUACAUCGCUUUCUCCAGACGAUGUAGAGAAAUUGAAAGAUGAGCAAAUUGUUCAAUUGUAUGAACUGAUGGUUGAAGCCACGAGGCCUAAAGUAAACGAUGAUGUGAAAUAGUUCUUAUGGAACUCACUUGUGGUUGUCUUGUAUCCAGUUAGAUUCUACAGCUGUAGUUAGUCAAAUGGUAGAGAUAUAUAUCUGUGGCUUGGUUCUAAAACGGCAAAUGUCAAAAACAAUGGUUUUGAGAUAAUUAGGUUGGAAGGUUUUCAUAAAAUUGUGUGUUCAGCUGUAGACACGUUUCCAUAUUAUUAUAAAUUGUCAUUAUGUAAAAAUGUAAAUAGAUGAUAUUCACAGCUAGACUAAAAUGUUCACAAUUGUUCAAAUCUAACUUGAAAAAAAUGACAUUGACCAUUUUUCAACUGAAAAAAAAUAUAUUUCAUCAACUUUUGCCAUUUUUAUUAUCUAAGAUACAUAAUGAAAUACAAUAAAAACGUAAAAUAUUAUUCUUGAGAAAAUACAUUACUUUGGAGAGUAGUAUAAUAUUUAGGUUUCAUCUUCAUCACAACUAUCAUCACUCAAAGUAUCAACAACAGUUGAUGAUGUAGUUAGAGAAUUGACAAACUGUUCUUAACACUUUGACCCCUGCACCUGGUUUCAAAAAAAUUAUGUCUCCGAACUAAGAAUUUUUUUUCAUAGAGUUGUUUUGAAAAUUACUUUUCAAGACAUUAAUGAUACAAUAAAUGUAUUUUUUUUUUGUAAAUACGGAAGCUGACAUUUACUCAUUGCAGUUAUAUUAAGCUGUAUGUAUGAAAACCAAUACACAACUUUUUUAUAAUAAGUUUAUUGAAAAAGUAGAAAAACUUACAUUGGGCUUAAAUUCACAUUUUUUGGAUACAUUAUGUGUUUUGAAAAAGCAAUUUAACACUUUAACACGUUCGCGACAAUGUGAACCACCGGUGGGUCACACCAUUACUUGCCAAGAGCCGUGCGCGCCCACCGGUGGGUCACGGUCUAAUGCAUACAGCCUUGGCCAAAAGUAUUGAGCACGCUCGAUAUCUUUAAAUUCUAGGGGACCAUUAAGUUGGGAGAAAUUCACACAAUUUUUUCUAGCUUUAUAUGGCUUAGUAUUGAAAGAAAAUCAAUAUUUUGUGGUUCCACCCUUCGCCUUAAUCACGGCAGAAAUUCUUUUAGGUAAAGAUCGUACAAGUACAUUCUUCGUAAGUUAAAGCGUUCCAUUCCUCACGUAGACGGCGCUUCAGGAAUGUAUGACGCCUGAUCUUGCGCUUCAAUAAGCCCCACAAAUGUUCAAUCGGGUUCAAGUCUGGUGACUGGGCUGGCCAAUCCAGAAGCUCGAUGCAGUUUUCUCUGAACCAAGCCAUUGUCCGUGCAGCUUUAUGGCAAGGCGCAUUGUCCUGCUGAAAUUUGACGCCAUUCAUGUUGGUAUCGCCAUAAAGUGCAGUAAACGACGGCAAAAGAGCAUUUUCGAGUACGUUUAUGUACUUUGUGGCAUCCAUGCGACCCUCACACACGAACAUUUCUCCCACUCCUGAAGCACUCAUGCAGCCCCAGACCAUUACGCUACCGCCACCAUGUUUCAAAGUAGGCACCACACACUCCUGAUUGAAUUCUUCUCCUACUCGACGACGAACAAAUGUCACACCAGGUGUACCAAAAAUCUGAAAAAUGAAGAAAUGUCAUUAAGUAGUUGCUUAGUUGAAUAUUUUCUUCUUGUCAUUUUGUUUCAAAAAUUAUUGUUACACCUCGUUACUGCAUCAAAUUAACCAACGUACCUCAAAGUUUGAUUCGUCUGACCAUACAAUAUUUGACCA
This is a messenger RNA of Acanthoscelides obtectus, 2250 nucleotides long. NCBI's taxonomy places the organism in Eukaryota, Metazoa, Arthropoda, Insecta, Coleoptera, Chrysomelidae. The record is from the annotation of a GenBank genome assembly.